This is a messenger RNA of Tinamus guttatus (white-throated tinamou), 2028 nucleotides long. The record is from RefSeq and is a predicted model, not a curated record. Lineage: Eukaryota; Metazoa; Chordata; Aves; Tinamiformes; Tinamidae.
AUGAGGCGGAUCAGACUAGUGCAGGGCAGUGAAGAUUUGCAGAUUCGGCUUCCUUUUGCGCAGCGGCUCCGAGCUAAGCGGCGGGUGCAGGUGGAUGCAGAGGAGGCUGCUGGCAGUGGGGAAGGAGGGCGCAGUGGGAACGUGGACUCUUCGCUUGCUGACCGAGAGCUGUGCACUGGGGAAGGCAGCAGGAAGGGGAGUUUGCAAAAGCUUUUUGCUUCCCCAGAUUUCAGGUUAAAUUAUGGAAUUUCCCUUAGUGUUGUAGGUUCUGACUGGGGCAGAAAUGGCUUGUUGCAGUUACGUUUUUUUUUUUUUUUUUUCUCUCCUCUGCACUAUGUGGUGUGUAAACGGAAGCUGGAAAGUAAAAAGGAGGCCUUGCUAAUCCUUUCCAAAGAGCUGGACACUUGUCAGCAGGAGAGAGACCAGUACAAGCUCAUGGCCAACCAGCUGCGGGAACGGCACCAGGCUCUGAAAAAGAAAUACCGGGAGCUGAUUGAUGGGGACCCAUCUCUUCCCCCUGAAAAGAGAAAACAGGCAAAUCUUGUUCAGCUACUGAGUGAGGCUCAAGAUCGAAACAAACAUCUUGGUGAAGAGAUUAGAGAGCUUCAACAGAGACUAGGAGAAGUACAAGGGGACAAUAAGCUCCUUCGGAUGACAAUAGCAAAACAAAGACUUGGAGAUGAAGAGAUUGGGGCUCGCCACUUUGCAGCACAUGAACGUGAAGACCUCGUUCAACAACUGGAGAAAGCUCGAGAACAAAUUGAGUCUCUGAGACUUGAUCUUCAGUCUGCAUUGGAUGAGCUAGAGGAUUUGAAAGAAGAACGCUCUUUUUACCAAGAUAAGGCUGACAGACUAAACCAAGAGCUUAAUCAUGUCUUAGGAGGGCAUGAAAACCGUAUCAUUGACAUAGAUGCUCUGUGUAUGGAGAACAGAUAUCUUCAGGAGAGGAAGAUCAACCUUCAAGAGGAAAUAAACCUUCUUAAGUCUAAUAUUACUAAAUACAAGAAUGCACUAGAGAGGCGAAAAAAUUCGAAGACUCAGAGUAGAUCCAGUAGCAGUGCUCUGACUGGAGUCCUUUCUGCAAAGCAAGUCCAAGAACUGUUGUCGGAGGAUCAAGGAUGUAGCCUGCCAGUCACAUCACAGUCCAUUUCAGAUCUCAAAUCACUGGCCACUGCACUGCUGGAGACUAUCCAUGAGAAAAACAUGAUCAUACAACACCAAAGACAAACCAACAAAAUUCUAGGUAAUCGAGUGGCAGAACUAGAAAAAAAGUUAAGAACUUUGGAAAUUGCUGGCUUGUGGAGUCUUCCAGGCCUGAGCUACAAUGUCUCAGUGGGAUUUGGGAGUGGAAAGGAUACUAUAACAUUCAGUGAUCCAAAUAUCCCUGUUAUGCAGCGGUCUAGGUCACCCUUGUUAGCAUCUACAGACAAGCCACAGGAAACUGAAGUACAAGCAGAACAAAAGGGAGAACGUGAUGAAACUUGUGCUGUUGCAAGAGAAACUGAUAAAGAGGAAAAUGAUAAAGAUUCUGCCAAUUCCCCAGCAAACUUAAAUAACAGUAACCAAAAUAAAUAUUUUUAUCCUUCAUUACCUCAAUUACCUUAUGAGGAAGGAGAAAUAAGCGAGUUUGGAAGUCAAAUAAAUAAACUACCAGAAGAACAGGACGUUGCAGAACUGGAAGGGAAGGGAGCAGAAAAUUCAGCAGAGGCUGCAAACACGUUAGUUGGACCUGAGCUUAAUGGUUCAUCUGAGGGAGAGCUUCCUCUCUCCAGCCCUGGCCGAUCCAAGCACACAGAUCCCUCAGCCUCAGAGAGUGAACAGGCAGCUGAGACUGAUGUCCUGAAAGACAGUGGUGAAACCGUGGAGAGCAACGGUGAAAUUACAAAAGGAAAAGGGAAUCAAAAUAGCAGCUCUGUGGAUAUUGAGGGCCCUGGAAGGCCUGGAGGUCUCCAUGUUACAACUGCUCACACAGAUGACAGCUCUGAGGAGCAAUCUGAAUCUGAAGUUCUCCAGUCUUGGGUAAAGUAA